Echinops telfairi (small Madagascar hedgehog) is the source of this 6913-nucleotide messenger RNA. It is a transcript of the gene EML6, whose product is annotated as EMAP like 6. NCBI's taxonomy places the organism in Eukaryota, Metazoa, Chordata, Mammalia, Afrosoricida, Tenrecidae. The record is from RefSeq and is a predicted model, not a curated record. The transcript is spliced from 41 exons. The coding region runs from base 1 to 5340 and encodes 1779 amino acids. Gene Ontology annotation, molecular function: microtubule binding.
AUGGCGGAUCGGACAGCUCCCGGCGGCCGGCUGCGGCUGGAGUGGGUGUACGGCUACCGCGGGCACCAGUGCCGCAACAACCUGUACUACACGGCCGGCAAGGAGGUGGUCUACUUCGUGGCCGGGGUCGGCGUCGUGUACAACACCCGAGAGCACAGCCAGAAAUUCUUCUUGGGACACAACGACGACAUUAUCAGGUACGCGGCCGGGAGAGCGGUGGGUGUGGAGGCUGGAGUGCGGCGCUUAGCCUCUGUGGGACUGGACGCCAAGAACACAGUCUGCAUUUGGGACUGGAGGAAGGGGAAGCUGCUGGCCUCGGCCACUGGCCAUUCUGACCGGAUUUUUGAUAUUUCCUGGGAUCCAUAUCAGCCAAACAGAGUGGUUAGCUGUGGAGUCAAACAUAUAAAGUUUUGGACACUGUGUGGAAACGCCUUGACUGUGAAAAGAGGGAUAUUUGGCAGAACAGGGGACCUUCAGACCAUCCUUUGCCUCGCCUGUGCCAAAGAAGACGUCACCUACUCCGGUGCUUUAAACGGCGAUGUCUACGUGUGGAAGGGGCUUGCCCUGGUCCGCACCAUCCAGGGCGCACACAGUGCUGGAAUCUUCAGCAUGUAUGGCUGUGAAGAAGGUUUUGCCACAGGCGGGCGAGAUGGGUGUAUCCGAUUAUGGGACACUGAUUUCAAACCAAUUACCAAAAUUGAUCUCAGGGAGACAGAACAAGGAUAUAAAGGCCUCUCUAUCCGGAGCGUGUGCUGGAAAGCAGACCGGCUGCUGGCUGGGACGCAGGACAGCGAGAUAUUUGAGGUGAUCGUGCGAGAGCGGGACAAGCCGGUGCUGAUCCUGCAGGGCCACUGCGAGGGGGAGCUCUGGGCCCUGGCCCUGCACCCCAAGAAGCCGCUGGCCGUGACAGGCAGUGAUGACCGGUCCGUCAGACUGUGGAGCCUGGCCGACCGCGCCUUGAUUGCCCGCUGCAACAUGGAGGAAGCAGUCCGCAGCGUUGCCUUCAGCCCUGACGGAGCUCAGCUGGCCCUGGGCAUGAAGGAUGGCUCUUUCAUUGUUCUCCGGGUCAGAGACAUGACAGAAGUGGUUCACAUCAAAGAUCGAAAAGAAGUCAUUCACGAGAUGAAGUUCUCCCCGGACGGGUCUUACCUCGCCGUGGGAUCCAACGACGGCCCCGUGGACGUCUACGCCGUCUCACAGCGGUACAAGAAAAUCGGAGAGUGCGUCCAGUCUCUGAGCUUCAUCACCCACAUCGACUGGUCUCUGGACAGCAGAUACUUGCAAACCAACGACGGGGCAGGAGAACGGCUGUUCUACAAGAUGCCGUGUAGAAGUAAACGAAGGCAGCUACCGGGCCGAGACAUCACCUGCACCCUCGAGAGCACGUGCAGAGAAUUCUCCGCACUCUUCCGCACUGGGUCACGUUCACUUCAUCACGACUUUUGUGCAGGAGCCAAGUUUCGCAAGUACGUGGGCCACUCUGCACACGUCACCAAUGUCCGCUGGUCUCACGACUUCCAGUGGGUGCUGAGCACAGGCGGGGCAGACCACUCGGUUUUCCAGUGGAGAUUCAUCCCAGAGGGCGUCACCAACGACAUGCCGGAGGCCACGCCCCACGAAGGCGGCACUGACUCUCACAGUGAAGAAUCGGAUUCAGAUUUAUCAGACGUGCCGGAGUUGGACUCCGAUAUUGAGCAAGAAACGCAAAUCAAUUACGAUCGCCAGGUUUACAAAGAAGAUCUACCUCAGCUGAAGCAGCAGCGUAAGGAGAAGACCCGCGCGGGGCCCUUCCUCAAACGAGAAAAGGCUCCUGAGGAGAGCCUGAAACUCCAGUUCAUACACGGUUACAGGGGCUACGACUGUAGAAACAACCUCUUCUACACACAAGCCGGGGAGGUGGUGUACCACGUGGCCGCCGUGGCGGUGGUGUACAGCAGGCAGCAGCACUCCCAGAGGCUGUACCUGGGCCACGACGACGACAUCCUGUGCCUGACCAUCCACCCAGUGAAGGACUGCGUGGCCACCGGGCAGGUCGGAAGGGAUGCGGCCAUUCACGUGUGGGACACGCAGACGCUGAAGUGCCUGUCGCUCUUGAAGGGGCAGCACCAGCGAGGGGUGUGCGCGCUGGACUUCUCAGCCGACGGGAGAUGCCUGGCCUCAGUCGGAGUCGACGACGGCCACAGCAUCGUGCUCUGGGACUGGAAAAGAGGAGAGAAAGUGGCCACCACCAGAGGACAUAAGGAUAAAAUCUUCGUGAUCAAGUGUGACCCCCAUCAUGCCGACAAGCUGGUGACCGCUGGGGUGAAGCACAUCAAGUUCUGGCAGCAGGCAGGUACUGUGCUUGAGCGCGCCCUCUCGGUGGUCAGCGAGCUUCCCCAGGGCUUCGUGACUGGGGGCAAGGACGGCAUUGUGGAGCUCUGGGACGAUGCGUUUGAGAGGUGCCUGAAGACGUACGCCAUUAAGAGAGCGGCGCUGUCAACCAGCUCAAAAGGAGCCCCAGUGGCGCAGUGCGGGGAGCGCUGGGCUGCCAGCAGGAAGGGACACAUGGAAGGAGAAGUCUGGGGGCUGGCAGCCCACCCGCUCCUGCCCAUCUGCGCCACUGUGAGCGACGACAAAACGCUCCGGAUCUGGGAGCUGUCGUCCCAGCACCGCAUGCUCGCAGUACGGAAGCUCAAGAAAGGCGGAAGAUGCUGUGCCUUCUCCCCCGAUGGGAAGGCCCUGGCCGUCGGCCUGAACGACGGCAGUUUCCUGGUUGUGAAUGCUGACACAGUGGAAGACAUGGUCUCCUUCCACCACAGAAAAGAGAUGAUCUCAGAUAUUAAAUUCUCAAAAGACACAGGGAAAUACCUCGCCGUGGCAUCUCACGAUCACUUUGUGGACAUUUACAAUGUUCUCACCAGCAAGCGGGUCGGCAUCUGCAAAGGCGCGUCCAGCUACAUCACUCACAUCGACUGGGACUCCAGAGGAAAAUUACUACAAGUUAACUCGGGGGCCAAAGAGCAACUCUUUUUCGAAGCCCCAAGAGGCAAGCGGCGUCUAAUUCGACCUUCAGAGAUGGAGAAGCUCCAGUGGGACUCGUGGACCUGCGUCCUCGGCCCCACCUGCGAGGGGAUCUGGCCGGCACACAGCGACGCCGUGACCGACGUGAAUGCCGCCACGCUCACCAGAGACGGCUCGCUCUUGGCCACCGGGGACGACUUUGGGCUCGUUAAGCUCUUCUCGUACCCUGUCAAGGGCCAGCACGCCCGGUUCAAGAAGUACGUGGGGCACAGCGCGCAUGUGACCAACGUCAGGUGGCUGCACAACGACUCGGUGCUGCUCACGGUCGGCGGGGCGGACACGGCCCUGAUGACCUGGACCCGGGAGUUUGUGGGGACCCAGGAGAGCAAGCUGGUGGACAGCGAGGAGUCAGACACGGACGCUGAGGAGGACGGAGGCUACGACAGCGAUGUCGCCCGUGAGAAGGCCAUAGAUUACACCACCAAGAUCUACGCUGUGAGCAUCAGGGAGAUGCAGGGUACCAAGCCGCACCAGCAGCUGAAAGAAGCCUCCGUGGAAGAGAGGCAGGGAAUUGUCAAGGGAUCCAGGCCCCCGGUCAGCCGCGCAGCUCCGCAGCCGGAGAAGCUGCAGAGGAACAGCAUUGCCAAGAAGCAGCAGCUGGUCGAGGGAGCCAGCGGUUCUGACGGGCGUGUCGGCCCGCAUGCUGCCUCUGGCCUCAAGUCCAUGUUGAUGUUCAUUCUGGGACUUCCAGCACCGGUGUGGCGUGCCCGCGGAGGGACCACGCCUUCCAUCCACGUCUGGGACGCCGUGACCAAGCACACCCUGUCCAUGCUGCGGUGCCCCCAUUCCAAGGGGGUGAAUUACGUCAACUUCAGCGCCACCGGGAAGCUCCUGGUGUCGGUGGGAGUGGACCCCGAGCACACCAUCACUGCCUGGCGCUGGCAGGAAGGUGCCAAGAUCGCCAGCCGAGGGGGCCACCUGGAACGCAUCUUCGUGGUAGAAUUCCGCCCGGACUCGGACACGCAGUUCGUGUCCGUGGGCGUCAAGCACAUGAAGUUCUGGACGCUGGCGGGCAGCGCGCUGCUCUACAAGAAAGGGGUCAUCGGUUCCCUGGAGGCGGCCAAGAUGCAGACGAUGCUCUCUGUGGCCUUCGGCGCUAACCACCUCACGUUCACGGGCGCCAUCAAUGGGGAUGUCUACGUCUGGAAGGACCACUUCCUGGUCCGGCUGGUGGCCAAGGCACACACGGGCCCAGUCUUCACCAUGUACACGACCCUGCGAGACGGGCUCAUCGUCACCGGCGGCAAGGAGCGACCGACCAAAGAGGGCGGGGCAGUGAAGCUGUGGGACCAGGAGAUGAAGCGCUGCCGCGCCUUCCAGCUGGAGACCGGGCAGCUGGUGGAGUGUGUGCGCUCCGUGUGCCGCAGCAAAGGGAAAAUCUUGGUGGGGACCAAAGAUGGAGAGAUCAUUGAAGUUGGUGAAAAAAACGCUGCUUCCAACAUCCUGAUUGACGGGCACAUGGAGGGGGAGAUCUGGGGCCUGGCCACACACCCCUCCAAGGACAUCUUCAUCUCGGCCAGCAACGACGGCACGGCACGCAUCUGGGACCUGGCUGACAAGAAGCUGCUGAGCAAGGUCAGCCUGGGCCAUGCAGCCAGGUGUGCAGCGUACAGCCCCGACGGCGAGAUGGUGGCCAUCGGCAUGAAGAACGGCGAGUUUGUCAUCUUGUUGGUGAACAGCCUGAAGGUCUGGGGGAAGAAGCGAGACCGGAGAUCGGCCAUCCAGGACAUCAGAAUCAGCCCAGACAACCGACUCGUGGCCGCCGGUUCUUCUGAGCACACGGUCGACUUGUACGACCUCACCCAGGGCACAAGCUUGAACCGCAUUGGCUACUGCAAAGACAUCCCGAGCUUUGUCAUCCAGAUGGACUUCUCUGCAGACAGCAAGUACAUCCAGGUGUCAACAGGCGCCUACAAGCGCCAGGUGCACGAGGUCCCCCUGGGGAAGCAGGUCACGGAUGCCCUAGUCAUUGAGAAGAUCACCUGGGCCUCCUGGACAAGCAUUCUGGGAGAUGAAGUCAUUGGAAUCUGGCCCAGAAACGCAGACAAGGCGGAUGUCAACUGUGCGUGCGUGACCCACGCUGGCCUAAACAUCGUCACGGGGGACGACUUCGGGCUGGUGAAGCUCUUCGAUUUUCCGUGCACCGAGAAAUUUGCCAAACACAAGCGCUACUUUGGACACUCGGCUCAUGUGACAAACAUCCGUUUCUCUCAUGACGACAAGUACGUGGUCAGCACUGGAGGAGACGACUGCAGUGUCUUUGUGUGGAGAUGUCUGUGAACACCAGAAACCUCUUGCACUAUUGCUGCCGCCCAGCAAGGACCAAGGCGGCGCCCAGGCCCUCCCUCGCCAGACUGCCGGGAGACACAGGUUCCGGGUGCGCGACUGCAGCUGCUUCCGGACUCCACUCUGACGCUGUGGCACCAGGAAGGAAGGUCAAGUUCUAAGACACCACGACCGCUUGCCUCUGUUAUUGAGACUCAAAUCUUUACACACUGACUAAAUCGACAAUACAAGACCACCUAUCUGAUACUGUAGCCCACUGACACAAUGGAACACCUCGGUUAUCCUUACCAACAUGUAGCUUUUCGUUUGCAUCAAAACGUUUACAAAAGAUGUUUUGCUAUUAUGUUUCUAUAUACUUUCAGGAUGCCCAUCUUUUUACAAAUAAGCAAACUGAACAAAACAGUUCAAGUUUGAUGCACAGAAGUACAUGUUUGCCACAUUUAGAAACCAGCUGAGAAACUUAAUUUUGUAAACGUUUCAUUUGCAGAGUUUUAUAUCCAUUAAGUGCCUUCGAAAGUUCCCAGGUGUGUGGGCUGCUGUGUCACGUCCCACAAAUGACCCGCUUUCUACCUGUGGUGCUAACUAACACUCCGAAACUGAGGAGGACCGUGGGGCCCUUAGCAGGUAUGGUGUCUGUCACCCGUGUCCCAUUGUAUGUCAGGACAUCAGUCACCUGCUUGGGAAAUCAGGGGUACAGGCUGGUGAGCAGCAAGGAACUUGGAAAUUCAGGAGGGAGGGGCCAGAAUGGGUUUUCAUUCAAUUUAGUGCCAAAUCUGCAACAUCCGACACAGAACUCAAAGUUAAACCUCUGCUACACCACAGAAGCCAAAUCACAAACAAUUCACAAAAAUGGUCCAGUUUAAGACUCGUUUAGUCCUAAAAGCAGUCACAGCGAGCGGGCCCCCCCCAUCACCCUGUCCCCACAGCAUUCACUUGUUUCAGGUGGACAAAGGUCAAGCCCAAAGAACUUUCGCUGCAGAAGCCACUCCUGAGCCCCAGCUUUCUUUGAUCAAAAGUAUCAAAGUAGAGCUCCUCCGAGCUUGCUCUGCAGGUGGUGGCUUGGGCCUCGGGAAGCAGAAGACACCCUCGCCGUGUUGAUCAGUCUGGAUCUUCAGCUACAACUUGCAGUUAUCCGUUAAAAGGUGAGAAGCAUUUUCAGUUACAGAACACCAACUAGCCACAGAAGUGCUUCAGCACUCUGAACGGAUGAGCUCAUUCACAGCUGUUUCUAAUGCCUUACAUUGAAUCCACUGCUAGGAAGGUCUCUAGGCCCACACUUGAGUCCCACGCAGCCCAAAUUCUGUUUCCUGCAACCAUGUCUGCCUAUGUUGUACUACUGAGCUUUCAUACCGAUUGAUGUCGCACCGAAAUAACCAUGUGGAAGACCAAUGGUAAUAAUAUGUAUAACUAUAUUUAAAGAGCAAUAGUGUCUGUGUGUCACAAAAACUUAAACCUUAUUUAUAAGGUAUGUUCAUAAAUCCUGCACUGUAUCCUCCUACUCUGUGUUAAAAUAUUGGUGCAUGAAUGUUUUUUCAAUGAUCAAAGCAUAAAAAGAUACAUAAUGUAA